ACAUCCGCUCCCUGACUGUUGCUGUUAUGACAACGAACUUUAAAAGUUGGAUGAAUGGCUCCGCAGAAGCAGAAGCAGCAGCGGCGGCUUUCCUCCGCUAAAGUGCCGCAGAAGUGUCUGAAGUGCUCCGUGACGCUGACCGUCCAGGCAGUCACAUGCCCCGGAGUGCUCCUCUCCAAGAAGAACCAGAUCUACCUGAGCGUGUGCAUCAUGGGCCAGUACAGGAAGACGCCCUGUUUGCCGCCGGUCUUCCCCUUACGCUUUCUGCACAAAAUGGUUUUUGUCAAGACUUUCCCCGGCGUUGUUGACCCUGCUGAUGUAGCUGACCUCCUCGAAGCUGACACGACAUCUUUUGAGCUGAUUCAGUUGGUGCCUCCAGAAGGUGAGAUCUUAGCCACAAUGACGGAAAGCAGCAGAGACUUCCUGUAUCCUGGUCCCAGAUUGAGCUCCAGAGAAGGAGCCGCGGAGAGAGAGAUGCUGAUGAAAAGAUCCUCCUCCUUUCCUGGAAUCUCCCCCAAAGUGGAGUUUACCACCACAUCAGUCAUCGAGGAGAGCGAUGGAGGAGACAGCCGGACCGCCUCACCUACCUGCCGUCUUUCUCCGGUGAGGCCGUCCUCAACCCCAGCGAAGCAGCCUUCCAGCGGGCAUUUGUCCAGAACAGAUAAUGGGAACCGUGCCUCUGUGAAUGUUGGGAAGGGAAAGCUAAAUGUUAAGACUGCAACUGCAAACUCUGCACCGCCGUCGACAUCCAGACGCUGUCCUCUUUCAUCCUCGUCUGGCAGCGGCCCUCAAAAAAACAAGAAGGACAGAAAACAAGCUGUGGCCAGAGUUUGCGAGGACUCUGGCUACCAGCAGCCCACCGUUUCCUCCAGGACGAGAGCCCUGUCCCCUUACACCCACCGCAAGAUGUGCCAGCUUUCUGAGGACGCCAGGCAGAGGCUCCACCACCUCCAGCUGGGGCCUCACCACUUCAGGAAGGAGACCGAGAGCCAGCCGCCCUUCCUGGUCUCUCGCUGCAGUAACGUCUCUUGGAUGGAAACACCUUCGUCCUCGGCAUUACAUGGGAGUUUACAUCGACGCUCUGUUAGCUUCUCUGCUGAUCAUACAGAUUCGUCCCUCCUCGGGAGUUACAGACCAAGAGCAGCCAAAGUGGAAUCGGGUUCUGUGAAGGUCCAGUCGCCUCUGGAGACGUCGUCUAAACACCAACCCCAGAUCAAAAGCCCCGCGAGGGGUUCUGCCUCGGCUCAGUCCAGCCGGGCUCCGUCACACUCCAGAAGUCCUCUGAAUGUCAGCAGCUAUUCCCUCAGAGAAAGAUUUCAGACCAGUCAGCCCAGUCCGUCCUACUGGGAGCAGAUCCACAGCCGAGUCCAGAAGAUGCUGCAGACGCACAAAACCAGCUUGGACCACCAAGUGUGCUUUGACCUUUAACCUGCUGCUCUGACCAGAACGUGACCAAAUGACUGAAGGUUUCCCCGUUAAACCAGCUGCACCAGUAGCUCCUGUACCUGCAGUAUUUUGUUGAAAAGCGUCUCACAAACAGACGUUAACACGCCUUAACCUCCAGAUUUCAUCGCUCUGUGAGCAGAACCGACUCACACAUGUAUCUUAAUUUAUCUCUCUUUCAUGUUCAUGUAA
Molecule: messenger RNA, 1635 nt
Organism: Stegastes partitus (bicolor damselfish)
Lineage: Eukaryota; Metazoa; Chordata; Actinopteri; Pomacentridae
Product: spermatogenesis-associated protein 6-like
Exons: 11
Coding region: 55-1428 (457 amino acids)
Biological process (GO): spermatogenesis
Cellular component (GO): sperm head-tail coupling apparatus
Molecular function (GO): myosin light chain binding
Source: RefSeq, a predicted model, not a curated record